Molecule: messenger RNA, 4437 nt
Organism: Sordaria macrospora k-hell
Lineage: Eukaryota; Fungi; Ascomycota; Sordariomycetes; Sordariales; Sordariaceae
Source: RefSeq, a predicted model, not a curated record
AUGGAGUCAAACAAAGUUCAGCAAAAUGCCCCCGGCAACAGCACCGUUGACACGGACGCCUUGUUAGCCGGACUGGGCCCCGAAGUCUUUGAAAAUGCCAACACCAUAACCAAGUGGUUGUUGUUACAACCGACAGAGUCACUCCCAGUCAUCGCACAGGCAGUAUUUGCCAGGCUGUUCAGCAACGCCUCCGAGUCUCGCCAGUAUCACGGAAACGGUCACGAUGUCGUCAGGCUCUGCAGCUUUGUUCAGCAAUGUGCCAAAGCCAAGGACCUGAAGCUGAAGGAAUGGGCCUUCACCGAGCCCGUCUCAACGAAACUGUUCCAUUUCUACCUUGAGUGGUAUGAACAUGACCCUCAUCGUGCCCUGAGACUGAUUCUCGAUGUCCUUGUGGCGUCGGCGACCAUCAAUCCCAACCCUGAGACAGGGAAGGCAGUAAAGGAGCACAUCCUCAAGACCAUCGUGGAGAUUGUCACUCGCAAGUCUGCCAUGCAGUUGACCAAGUCCGGUCUGCAAUGUCUGGACCACUUCUUGAACAAAAAGGUUCUCACCCUCGACGAUGUUGCCCGCAAGUAUCGUGUGGUCGACUCUUCUGUGGCCGACCUAGCCCAUCUCUCCUUGUGGAAAUCCUUUGUCUUUGAGUUGUUCUCAUGGAUGGAGCUUCCCUACGUCUGCCCCCAUGCCGGCAAAUGCCUUGUGCACAUCUUCAAGGGCUUGACUAGCCAGGCUGUCGCGCAAGAGGAUCAAAGGUUCACUGUCGAAGUCUGGAAGACGUGGUUACAGGAGGCCGUUGCUCAAAGGCCAGCGGUCUUGGAGGAUAUCAAGAACUACGUCUUGGUGCCUAUCUUCAAGACCGACAAGGUCGAGUCUCUGAAGCUGCUUGAGGCGUUCAACCGCAGUGAGAUUCCCGUCGGAUCCACGCAGGACCUAACCGAUUUAACUCUUUUGCUCCAGUUGGCGACACUCGAAACUGGCAAGCGGUUCGGUCUGGUCGAAGAACCCAGCAAUGAUAAUGACGCUUCUCAGUCUUCAAGCAAAGUCAUUCUACGGGAUACUGUCCUUGAAAGCUUUCUCACCCAUCCUUCCCUUUCCGUCAGAUCCAGCGCUUUCUCCUUGCUAGUGUCAUCCCAGGCCACCACAAAGCCUUUCUCCCGGAUAGCGUUUGACCUACUCAGGAAACACCUCGCCGCCUUCCAUGCCGACUUUGACGCCAAGUUGCGUAACGAGGUCCUCGGCUAUACCAAAAACCUGAUCCGACGCGCCCGCGGACAAGGAACAACACCAUCCAAGAAGAAGCCCGCUCCCGAGAACUUGUUGAAGAAUCCCGCCGAGGCCAAAGAGGUACUUGACCGCCACGAGGCUUUCUUCGCUUGGUACCUUGAGUUCUUGAAGGGUGAACUGUUGCCUACGGCAUCCUACCAACGCCACAUUACAGCCAUGAGAGCGGCACUCCUGGCGUUGAAGGUCGGAAAGCACGCUGGUGCCACGGAUGAUGCUGUUGAUGACGACGUUUCCAAGUCAAUAUCCUCGGACUUCACAUGGAUCCGCCUUCUUCUGGAUCUUCUUCUGGACCCCUUUGACGACGUCAGAGACUCCGCCUCUAACCUUUUGGGUCUAUUCUCUCAAGAAAUCAUCAAGUCUCCCGCACAACCCAAUCUUAACAGCAAGACCCAACUCGAGGUUUUGCAAGACUUUUGCCUCAAAGCUCGGGCUUUGGCAGACAGAACCGGUCGUGCUGAUCAUGGUGACGGCGCUGCUCGCUCUCAGGGACUUUUGUGCCGAUGGUUGGAUGGUGCGGAUCUCCAGAUUGCUCACAUCUCCAAGAUCAUCAGUGGUCUUGAAGACAAGGUCACAAAGGCGGAGAAGGACCUGGGCCACGCUGCCAUUGAGAACCCAGUGCAUCCAGACUUUGCCGCCAUCAGCUAUGCUUGGCCUGUGCUGGCUAAGGAGACCUUCUCGGAAACACAACUGGAAGCUAUCCAUCAAUUGUACCAACGUGUGUUCGAUUGUGCCAAGCGUAUUUGGCUAGCAGUCAGACACGUGCUGUGCGAUGACUCUCCGGAAGGCCACUUGCCCGAGGAAAUGGAGGAGAUCGAGGGUUUGGACACAAAAGACCUGUUGAGCUACAGCUUCCGCGCUGUUCACGAGUCGAGCAAUCUGUUGCGACUGAUGCUCCAGACGUUGCGUCUCACUCCCGCUCCGGGAGUGCCGUUCCCUCCUUUGGCUGUCUUCCAAGAUACCGGCUACUUGACGUUUGAGCAGCUUUCCAGCUUGAGACAUCGUGGUGCUUUCUCUACGGUUUCUCUUACUUUCACCACAUGUUGCCAGCUUAGUCAGAACCUGCCUGUUGUCUUCCCCGAGACUGCUGGCUCCAACACCUUGCUUCGCGAAUGGUACAAGGGCACAAUCAACUGCAUCAUGAGCCAGGCCUCCACCACCCGUCGCUCUGCGGGUAUUCCGUCCCUAGUUGCCGGCAUCCUGACAGCCAAUGCCGAAUCACCCUCGUUCAACGAGGUUUUCAGCGAGCUCGAGGAAAUUGGCAAGAAGCCAGUCACCCAGGCGGAAACCGAUGGAUCGAACCUGCCACAAGUGCACGCUUUGAAUUCGCUGAGGGAGAUUUUCAAGAGCUCCUUGUUGAGUAAGAAGGCCGAGGCUUACCUGGCUAGGACUUUGCAGCUGGCUGCAAACAACCUGAAGUCCGAAGUAUGGGCCAUUCGUAACUGCGGUCUCCUGUUGCUGAGGAGUCUCAUCGACUGCUUGCUUGGAACAGGCGAGAGCAAGGCCAUCAUCGAGUCGGGUUGGGACGGUGUUUCUGUCCGCAUCUCUUACAACAAGUACCCAACAUUACCGGGUGUUAUUCUGGGGCUCCUAGAGUCUGCCAAUAAGGCUUUGGGUGAGGAUGCAAAGACAGCCGCCGCGGAGGCCGUCUUCCCAGCACUGGACAUCAUCCGCCGUGCCGGCCCUCCUGAGUCUUACCGCGCCGAACUCCAGGGUCAUAUUGAAGGCUACCUCGAUAGCCACCUCUGGCACGUCAGAGAAAUUGCUGCCAGGACACUCUGCUCCUUUCUCCUUCAGGGCAACUGGGUUGCAAAAAUUCAGCGGCUCCUCGAGGAGUCUGAGGAUCGCGCCAACCGCAUCCACGGUGUCCUCCUGCUAACGAGAUUCGUUCUGGAGCGCAAGACCAGCUUGGGCGCUGAUGUUUCCGAAGAUACAUCUAAGCUCAAGGUUCUUCUCCGGAGACUCGCAGAUGAGAGUGACAACUUCAAGACCUGCCCCGUCGUCAAAGCAGCCUACCUUGAGAUCUUCAACAUUCUGGCCAGCAUCGAUCCCGUUGUCAACCAGUCAGCCCUCGAACUCAUCGCCAUCACUCCCGGCUCCGAUUCGGCUACGGUGAUGGAGAAGACCAAACAAUACCCAUCCUCGGCACUUCUAGAUAGCGAGGCCGUCAUUGCCAGCGUCUACCACGCUGCAGCAGUCGCCGACACCAAGGUCCUCCGGGCGCUUUUCUUGCAUACUCUCAGCAAGGACAUCAACACCACUCACCGAAUGCUCGAGAUGGUCCCUGCCGCCUGGAAGUCCAUCUCCACCCCCGAAACCAUUGAGGGUCUCGCCAACCUUUACGCCGAAGUCUGCACCACCACCGCCGCCACCCCCGACAUCAAGGCAGCGGCGAUCACCAAUCUCGGCGAUCUCAUUGACACCCUUCUCCAGCAAGGCCGUCAAGCCGAGCUCCUCAACCUGUCCUUCAUGGCCACGGUCGAACAAAUCUGGAAGGAUCUCCAACAAGGCGAGAUCAACCCCAACCUCUCCUGCGCCAUCAUCCGCGCCAGCGGUUCCCUCAUGGCUGCCCUUGCCUUUCGCAGCGCUGCCGCCAGCGGCGAGAUCGACAACCAGAUGGCCCAACGCCUCCGGGCCUGGGGCGCCAUGAUCGCCGACGCGCUCGACAUCGACAACACCUUCGACACACGCUACGCGGCCUCGUCCUCUCUGACCUCCUUUUUUCACCGGCUUCGUGCCCCACCUGAGCAGCUCCUUACUGCUUUGCAAUUCGACGACUCACUGUUUGCUACUGAAGAGCAGAAUCUGUUUAUUGAUGAGGUGAGGGAGACGAGACGUUGGCAGCGGGAGCUCAUUGCCCGUGCUUCUGGGUCUGACAACAUGACGUCCGGGCCUGCGUUCGCCAAGCUGAGCAAGUGGACGGAGGAAGGGCUGAAGUAUCUUGUCAGAAUGGUGCGGGAGAACAAUGAUGGCCCCCUGGGGUGGACGAGCGAUCAGCAUGUGUUUGCAGCUUGUGCGAGGGUGUUGCUUUGCGCGGUUGCGGUUGUUAAGGCUGUCGGCGCUGAGUCGGUGGUUGGGGAGGCAUUGAAGAAGUUUAGGGAAGUGGGCGAGAAGGGAGGGUUGCAUGGUAGUUUGUUGGAGAUUGCGGCGGCGUUGUGA